Messenger RNA from Panthera uncia (snow leopard), 936 nucleotides. It is a transcript of the gene CHMP2A, whose product is annotated as charged multivesicular body protein 2A. NCBI's taxonomy places the organism in Eukaryota, Metazoa, Chordata, Mammalia, Carnivora, Felidae. The record is from RefSeq and is a predicted model, not a curated record. Gene Ontology annotation, cellular component: ESCRT III complex; multivesicular body. Gene Ontology annotation, biological process: protein transport; endosome transport via multivesicular body sorting pathway; late endosome to vacuole transport. Bases 181 to 849 code for a protein of 222 amino acids. The transcript is spliced from 6 exons.
GUGUUACGUCAGAUCAUCUUUUCCGGAAACGGCGACGACGGCAGAAAGAACCGAGGGGCUGUCGUUGGUGGGCGCGCCUGGAAUCCGAGUGAGGAGAGUGUGACCCGGAAGCGGAAGCGGAUUCCCGUCCCAGCUCCGGCUUCACACUUGGCACAGGCCCACUGGUGGGCUCCUGCUACCAUGGACCUGUUGUUUGGGCGCCGGAAGACACCAGAGGAACUGCUGAGGCAGAACCAGCGGGCCCUGAACCGUGCCAUGCGAGAGUUGGACCGUGAACGACAGAAGCUAGAGACCCAGGAGAAGAAAAUCAUUGCAGACAUCAAGAAGAUGGCCAAGCAGGGCCAGAUGGAUGCCGUGCGAAUCAUGGCAAAAGACUUGGUGCGCACUCGGCGUUAUGUGCGCAAAUUUGUGUUGAUGAGGGCCAACAUCCAGGCUGUGUCCCUGAAGAUCCAGACACUGAAGUCUAACAACUCAAUGGCACAAGCUAUGAAGGGGGUCACCAAAGCCAUGGGCACCAUGAACAGACAGCUGAAGUUGCCUCAAAUCCAGAAGAUCAUGAUGGAAUUUGAGCGGCAGGCCGAGAUCAUGGACAUGAAGGAGGAGAUGAUGAAUGAUGCAAUUGAUGAUGCCAUGGGGGAUGAGGAAGAUGAAGAGGAGAGUGACGCCGUUGUGUCCCAGGUCCUGGAUGAGCUAGGAUUGAGCCUGACAGAUGAGCUGUCAAACCUCCCCUCUACUGGAGGCUCACUCAGUGUGGCUGCCAGUGGGAAGAAAGCAGAAGCUGCAGCCUCAGCCCUAGUAGAUGCCGACGCAGACCUGGAGGAGCGGCUCAAGAAUCUGCGGAGGGACUGACCACCUUAUACCACCCUGGUGGGAGGCAGGCAGUAGAUGCCCGGCAGUUUUACUGUACUUCAUCUGUAAUAAAGGAUUGGACACUAA